GACCGCGGCGCUGCAUCUCUAAGUGCUGAGAGCGAAGUUGCUCAGGGUGCGGUUGUCGCGGUCGCCGCUGCCUCUCGGUCCAAUGAGCUGUACCAGAAUGAUCCAUGUGCUGGAUCCACGUCCUUUGACAAGUUCCGUCAUGCCUGUGGACAUGGCCAUGAGGAUUUGCUUGGCUCAUUCACCACCUCUGAAGAGUUUCCUGGGUCCUUACAAUGGUUUUCAACGAAGAAAUUUUGUGAAUAAAUUGAAACCUUUGAAACCGUGUCUCAGUGUCAAGCAGGAAGCCAAAUCACAGAAUGAGUGGAAGAGCCCACACAACCAAGCCAAGAAGCGGGUCGUGUUUGCGGACUCCAAGGGGCUGUCACUCACUGCUAUUCAUGUCUUCUCCGACCUUCCAGAAGAACCUACGUGGGACCUGCAGUUUGAUCUCUUGGACCUUAACGAUAUCUCCUCCAGCUUAAAACUUCAUGAGGAGAAAAAUUUGGUUUUUGAUUUCCCCCAGCCCUCAACCGACUACUUAAGUUUCCGGGACCGCUUUCAGAAGAACUUUGUCUGCCUCGAGAACUGCUCUUUGCAAGAUCGGACAGUGACCGGAACAGUGAAAGUGAAGAAUAUGAGCUUUGAGAAGAAGGUUCAAGUGCGAAUCACCUUUGACACCUGGAAAACCUACACAGAUGUGGACUGUGUAUACAUGAAGAAUGUUUACGGCAGCUCAGACAGUGACACCUUCUCCUUUGCCAUCGACUUGCCCCGUGUCAUUCCAACUGAGGAGAAAAUUGAGUUCUGCAUUUCUUAUCACGCUAAUGGGAGGAUCUUCUGGGACAACAAUGAGGGACAGAAUUACAGAAUUGUCCAUGUACAAUGGAAACCCGAUGGAGUGCAGACUCAGGUGGCACCCAAAGACUGUGCAUUCCAACAGGGCCCCCCUAAGACUGAGAUAGAGCCCACAGUCUUUGGCAGUCCGAGGCUUGCUAGCGGCCUCUUCCCAGAGUGGCAGAGCUGGGGGAGAGUGGAGAACUUGACCUCCUAUCGAUGAGUUAGGCAAUCUAUACACUGGCCUUGUCUGAUCAUAAUCCUCAUGCAAUUCUAGGUCUGUAUUGCUCAAUAUUAGGAAGUCGUAGUUACUUUCUAUCAGUAGAUUUAGGUAUGAGCUGUUGGGGCCUGGCUAUAGAAGCUAUAGCCACUUGAGAAUUCAGUGUUGGGGUCUAUGAGGGUGAUGCCACCAGCUUUGUUCUGAAGGAUCAAGGACAGCCUGGGAACUAGUUUUAUACAAGCGACAUCUUUUUUGGGGGUGGUGGUGCAUCACUUCCCUCUCAGUUCACUAGCUUUCACUUUGAACAAGGAAAGGUUUGAGGACAGUUGAUGGUGAUGGAACGCUGUGGUAAGGGUGUGAGGAAUGUGAAACGUAUAUGCCAAGGACUCCAAGACUCGAGUCAGAGGAGGAGCCAUGCAUGGUUAAGUGGAUAUUAAGCCAUCGGUGGGACACAUAAAGUUAUCCUUGCAUAGGAACAUAAAGGGGUGUUGGAUGGUACUGGGGGGAAAAUGAACUGAGGAAUCAAGAUCUUGAGGGCUAGAGAUGUAGCUCAGUUGGUAGUGUGCUUGCCUCGCAUGCGUGAAGACCUGGGUUCUAGGUCUAGCACCAUACAGCUGGGGGUGGCACACAUGCCUCUAAUCCCAGUAUGUUAUAGUAAAGGCGGAGGUAGGAGGAUUAGAAAUCCAAGGUCAUCCUUGGCACACAGAAAGUUGGAAGCUAGCUUGGGCUAGACAAGUCCCUGUUUCAAGGAAACGAUGAUAUCAAAAGAUCUCAAAUGAAUCCUUUCAGUUUAAAACACGGUCUACCAGAAACCAUGUUUUGCAGAGUGUUGAAGCGAAUCCGGCUUUGCGUUCUUAAUUGGAUAAGCGGCUUUGUGAUGAAGGCAUCACUCUUGGGUUCUUGCUACAGAAUGCUGCCUGACAUCAGGCAUGUUGUCACCAAUGACUAGCAGCACGUAGGGACUCCACAUCAUGUCAAAGAGAGCUCUUUCAGUGCCUCCAUUAAACCAGAACACUGUAGCUGUUUAAACCAGUUACCUGAAUGGUCAUCUAAUAACUCAUGAAUGUUUUGGGCCUUAUUUGAAGGUCUAUUUGCUGGUGUCCUCCUGAAAUCUUCAGGAGUGCCAUCAGUGUACACAACUCACGUCCUUCAUAUUGAAGGUGACUCAUCUUUCUGCCACACUUUUUCGAUGUGACGUUUGAAGUGGGGACUGACACCAGAGUCUCAAUGCAAGAAUCCAGGACCUUGCACAUGAAAGCAUCGGUCUAUCUCAUGCCUACUUUUGUCUUGCUGUUUUAAUUUCUAGUCAAAAUGCUUUUUUUUUCUUUUUUUAAAAAAAUGGAGAUAUGAAUGAUUUUGAAUGUGAAUUGUUUUUGUGUGUGCAUAAAUCCACUCUGUGGGAGCUUGAGGACAGGUGUCCUGGGAUGACUACCCUGUGUGCAUGUGCUUUGAGGUGUGUUGGGAAAGUGCAGUGAAUUGUAAUGUAUGUGAUCUGCCAUGCUGGAAAAACACUAUUGGGAUACCUCCCCUGUGAUGGUAUUUGAGGUUUGGCUAGCAUCCAUAAGUUCUCUGCUGUAAAUACCUACAUUGUCUCUAUGAGCCUCUCACUUUAAGAAUAAAUGUG
Mus pahari (shrew mouse) is the source of this 2657-nucleotide messenger RNA. It is a transcript of the gene Ppp1r3c, whose product is annotated as protein phosphatase 1 regulatory subunit 3C. Gene Ontology annotation, molecular function: protein phosphatase 1 binding; glycogen binding. Gene Ontology annotation, cellular component: protein phosphatase type 1 complex. Gene Ontology annotation, biological process: regulation of glycogen biosynthetic process. Bases 83 to 1036 code for a protein of 317 amino acids. The record is from RefSeq and is a predicted model, not a curated record. The transcript has 2 exons. NCBI's taxonomy places the organism in Eukaryota, Metazoa, Chordata, Mammalia, Rodentia, Muridae.